Molecule: messenger RNA, 729 nt
Organism: Knipowitschia caucasica
Lineage: Eukaryota; Metazoa; Chordata; Actinopteri; Gobiiformes; Gobiidae
Source: the annotation of a GenBank genome assembly
AUGGAGGAUGGAGGAUGGAGGAGGAGGAGGAGGAGGAGGAGGAGGAGGAUGGAGGAGGAGGAGGAUGAUGCGAGAGGCGAAGGUGAUGCUGAUUUUUCCUACCUGCACCAUAUGUUGACGCAAAGAAGGAGACGCACGGACCUCAAGUCUACGAGGAUUUCAGACGCUGUCGCUCAGAGACCUCGUCCGGAGGCCAACGAAGCUCGGAGAAUCAACGACGAGAUAGAGCGACAACUUCGGAGAGACAAGAAAAACGCACGCCGCGAGUUCAAACUGCUCCUUCUCGGGACUGGCGAAAGUGGAAAGAGCACUUUUAUCAAACAGAUGCGGAUCAUCCACGGUCGAGGCUACUCCGAAGAGGACCGGAGAGACUUCACCAGGCUGGUUUAUCAGAACAUUUUCACUGCCAUGCAAGCCAUCAUCCAGGCCAUGAACCUCCUCUACAUCCCCUACAUGUUCGACGACAACAAGAAUCGAAUGGAAGAGAGUAUGGCACUGUUUCAGACCAUUCUGCACAGUCAGUGGUUCCUCUCUGCGUCUGUGAUCUUGUUUCUCAACAAAGUCGACCUGCUGAAAGAGAAAAUCAUAUAUUCACAUUUAGUGGACUAUUUCCCAAAAUAUUGUGAAAACACGACCGUUCCCAACCUCAACGAAGUCAAAGAGAACAUGACCAUGGGAACCACGCUGGUGACCAAUCCCAAUGGAGGAUUUCUGGCAGAGUAUUUUUAG